Molecule: messenger RNA, 1467 nt
Organism: Thermothielavioides terrestris NRRL 8126
Lineage: Eukaryota; Fungi; Ascomycota; Sordariomycetes; Sordariales; Chaetomiaceae
Exons: 4
Coding region: 1-1467 (488 amino acids)
Source: RefSeq, a predicted model, not a curated record
AUGAAACUCCUCCCAACCUUUGCCCUACUCUCGCUGGCUGGGGCCGCCAUUCCCAGCCCUCCUGUGUGGCCGGCCAACGCUUGCACCGACAAGUCGCUCAGCAUCCCUAGCUGGGUCAUAUCCAACCUCACGGUCACCGGCUCGGAUGUGUCAUUCCGCCUCCUCAAUAGAGCCAGCAACUACGAGGGAGCCGUCGCCUGCACUCAGGGAACUUGCACGGCUGCCGGCAGCGCUGCCAUCCAUGUGACGGCCCAUUCCGGUGAGAGCAACGUUCAGGUCGACAUCGACGACACCUGGUCCUGCAGUGACAAGCGAGACCCCAUCAUGGUGCACGCCACGGGCAGCACAACCAUCGCCCUCACCGCGGGCGGGACACCAGUCUUUGCGGAGACGUUGAUACGGGGCAGCAUAAAGUCCCCAGUCAGCCUGACGCCCGCGUAUCCGGAUCCGCCAACGGGCUACGACCUGGCCAGCUGCUCGGCGAAGACCGAAAGUCCGUCGUGGACCAUCACUCAAGCGGUACUCCGGAAUGUGUCGUUCUACAUCGACCCACAGACGCAUGAAUGGGUGCUUCCGGGCCUGUACUUUGGGGCGACCAUCACCAACGACUUGAUCGGCUUUGAGGCCAAUUGCUCCGCGCAGCUCGCGCAGGACCCUAGAACCAAUCCAGGACCGGUCACGUUCAAUUGUAGUGCCGACACUGGGACAUACAACCGCAUUAGCACAACAGUGACAUGGAACCAGCAAGAAGAGCUUCUCUCGCUGAGUCAAGUCUGGUAUUGCAUUGAGGACCCGGCGACGAACCAAGUGCCAUCUGCCGUCGCCGCGUCGGGCACCGCCAAUGUGCCGCUUAGCUGCGCAACGCCCGAUCCGACCCUCCCCGAGGUCCGUUGCACUAACGAGCGCACAAAAGUUCCGGGCAGCGUUACGGAGCGGGCCGAGGGGCUGCCCGUCUUCAGCCUGACGGACCCGCCGCCGACGGUGGGCGGCUGCACGGUCGACUCGCUGACCAACGCGAGCUGGACGCUCGACACGUUCCGCUUCUUCGCCGACAACACGACCGAGCCGUGGGAGAUCGACACCUUCUACAUGUAUUUUUAUCUAAACAACGCACAUAUCGGCCUGUGGACCGCCACGGAUCAACUGGCUUAUCCCAUGGUCAACACGAGUAACAAUAACCACACCUGGAUCCAGGCAUACGUCGUCGAGAAUUUCGACGUGCAGUCCCAGUACAAGGUCUUCUUCAUUUACGAUUAUGGCGAUAACAGCCGCAUCGACGUCCGCCAGGCCUGGGAAUGCACCGACAAGGACCCCGCCCAUCCGCUUCUCUUCAACGCCACGGGUACCACUCAUCUUACCCAGCCGCCCUGCAUCCCGUGGACCGACCACAGUGUGUUUUGCAAGGACGACAGUCUAGUGGCGACCUUUCCGCCGAGUAACUGGACAUACACUGUGCUGAACGCCUAA